Messenger RNA from Tripterygium wilfordii, 795 nucleotides. Its product is annotated as extracellular ribonuclease LE-like. NCBI's taxonomy places the organism in Eukaryota, Viridiplantae, Streptophyta, Magnoliopsida, Celastrales, Celastraceae. Gene Ontology annotation, cellular component: extracellular region. Gene Ontology annotation, biological process: RNA catabolic process. Gene Ontology annotation, molecular function: ribonuclease T2 activity; RNA binding. Bases 1 to 795 code for a protein of 264 amino acids. The record is from RefSeq and is a predicted model, not a curated record. The transcript has 5 exons.
AUGGCGAGAAGAUUUUCAAUCGGCGGUAUCAAUAUUUGCUUUCUUGCAAUCAUGGUCGUCUCAUUUGUAUUCGACGCAAAAGCACUAGCAGCUAGAAAAUAUGACUUCUUCAAGAUCGCCAUGAAAUGGCCACCAUCAUAUUGUAAUACUGGUCAGAGUUCUUGUCAAGAACCAAUAGUAGUAAAUUUCACAAUCCAUGGUCUCUUUCCAAUGUAUAAUCCUGAAACUAUUGUUCCUCCGUAUGAUGAAGAUCAUGGAUGCACUGAUAUCCAACCCAUGGAUGAAGAUGAUAUUGAUCUCGAUUACCUAGAAUCUGAAUCGAUACUAGAUGAACUGAAUAUGUAUUGGAUGGAUGUUGUGUUCAACAAUUGGGUGGAAAUGAAUCUACAACAAUGGCGAAAACAAUAUAAGAAACACGGCAAGUGUUUUGACUAUGCUGAUCAUCCUUCAUAUUUUUUCAACAUGGCCUUAGCUUUUGUGAGGAGGGUCAAUCUUCUUCUGAUACUCGAUUAUGCAAGCAUUACUCCUAACAAUGAAGAAGAAGCAUAUCUUGCACGCCACAUCAGAAAUAAUAUUAGUAAUGCUGGAGGGGGAAAGAGAGUUCAAAUUCGCUGCAAUGAGGACGCCAAUGGAUUCUUGCAACUCUCUGAGGUCCGAGUAUGCUUCAAGCCGAGUGGUGUUGCUAUAGAUUGUCCACAUGGUUAUGCUAAAGGUCUUCCAGCUCAGAUCGUCAUUGUGAAUAAACGGUUGUCUGAACUUUUUGCUAGAGCCUUUGAUACAUUUUCUGGUGCAUGA